AUGGCGCCGAUCAUCGCCAACCCCACAAUAACGCUCACCCCAGAGCCGCUCACACCGGUCAACUUCGCCCAAUUCGAGCCCUCCUCCCUCCCACCACACAAUCCCACCCCGGUCCUAGCGAAUCAAAACUCCGCUUUGAAGUACAGUCCUAUCUCCCCGCUUCUCGACCGGUACAAUGGCAGUCCAAGCGGGAAGCCCUCCGAGGCUCGCAUGACUAUGUUCUGCUGUUUCCCGCGCAAAUUACGGAGUAUCGGCUCCGGUCCUUCGGAGAAAGAGGCGUUUGAUGUGCGCAUCUUGGAGCGCCACCCGUUCACCAAUCAGACAUUCAUCCCGGUUGAUUUGUCGGCGCAUUCUAAAGUCGGGGAUGGAGAGGAUGAACCGCUGUUUUUGGUUGUUGUGGCGCCUACGUUGAAGGGACAAACUAUCACGGCGAAAAAUGAACAAGGGGAGACGGUGACUAUCCAGGACCCGCCCGAUUUAAAGAAUAUCAAGGCGUUUGUUGCGCGCGGCGGUCAGGCCGUGACGUAUGGGGUGGGCACUUGGCAUGCGCCUAUGGUUGUUUUGGGUAAGCGGCGGGUGGACUUUGUGGUUGUGCAAUUUGUGAAUGGGGUGGGAGAUGAGGAUUGUCAAGAGGCUGCGUUUGGGGAGGGUGUUGUGGUUGAUCUUGGGAGGAAGGGUCAGCUUGGUCGGGUUGAGAAUCAGCCUAGAUUGUGGACGGCUAAGCUGUGA
This is a messenger RNA of Penicillium brevicompactum, 729 nucleotides long. Its product is annotated as ureidoglycolate hydrolase. The transcript has 2 exons. Bases 1 to 729 code for a protein of 242 amino acids. Lineage: Eukaryota; Fungi; Ascomycota; Eurotiomycetes; Eurotiales; Aspergillaceae. Gene Ontology annotation, biological process: allantoin catabolic process. Gene Ontology annotation, molecular function: ureidoglycolate hydrolase activity; ureidoglycolate lyase activity. The record is from RefSeq and is a predicted model, not a curated record.